GCUGUGUGACGGAGCCUGAGCGCUGCUGGGAGUUCACUGCUCAACUAAAGCCGAUCAUCUCACAGGUGUCGACUUUUCACUGCAGUGCCAUGUCCACAAUAAGGAGCCCUGGUGCUGCAAGGGCAGGAUCUUCCUCAUGCUCGCCCUCCUCGUCGUCCUCCUCCUCCACGGACCCUGUUGCAGAAGAUCCUGGUCAUCAGCAUCUGUUCUCGGGUCUACGUCCCCGGCAGCGGCCUCUCCGCUUACGGACCUUCAGCAGCUCCCUGAGACGCCGCAGGAGGGAGAUGACCCCGGACGACAUGAAAGACUCCAACUACUGGGACAAGCGACGGAAGAACAACGAGGCGGCGAAGCGGUCCAGGGACAGGAGGAGGCUGAGCGACCUGGUGCUGGAGGACCAGCUGCUGACCCUGAGCCGGGAGAAUUCACAGCUGCGCGCCCAUGUGCUCAGUCUGCAGUACCAGAGUCUGAGAGCAGGGGCGGCCGAAGCUGCAGCUGCUGCAGCCUCCACCUGGUCCUCCUCGCCCGCUCUCACCCCUGCUCUCCUCCCGCCAGGACUUUGCAUGAGCACCCCUGGGUUUCCUGUCUUGGGUGCGAGGCAUCAGGAAACAGCCAGUCACCCCUUCCCUUGUUUCGGCUCCAAUAAAGGUGCUGCUGCUUUUAGUCCACCGGGGUCAGCUGAGGCAGAGAUGGAGGCCCGGCGUCAGGGUCAGGUCUCCUCCAGCGAGGACAUCCCCACCUACAGCCACGUCUCCGCCAUCCGCGCGCAUGGCGUCCUGCACCGAGCCUCCACCCCGUCACACGCACCUGUCAACAGGCUACUGCCCCACCCGAGUCCCUCUGAAAAGUGUGACCGUCUGCUGCUGCCCUGGUGGUCCUUCUACGGGCCACGGGCCCCUCUCUACCUCCAGCAGGGACAGGGCCAGGGCGCCGGGGUGGAGGCGGACUUUAAGAGCCGGGUCAGCAGCGCUGCAGCGGGGCUGUCUCAAGUCGUAAUGCACCUCAGUCCUGAUAGACGCUAUUAUUGA
Molecule: messenger RNA, 1028 nt
Organism: Pleuronectes platessa (European plaice)
Lineage: Eukaryota; Metazoa; Chordata; Actinopteri; Pleuronectiformes; Pleuronectidae
Exons: 2
Coding region: 90-1028 (312 amino acids)
Biological process (GO): regulation of DNA-templated transcription; circadian rhythm
Cellular component (GO): nucleus
Molecular function (GO): DNA-binding transcription factor activity; DNA binding
Source: RefSeq, a predicted model, not a curated record